GGCGUCACGAGGCUCCUACGAAGACCCUGGGAUACGUAGUAGUUCUCAAGGUGGAUUCUUCCCUUCGUUGCCACAACUCAAGGACUACAUUUCCCAAAAUGCCUCGCGGCGGCGCGCCGACAACCCCCUGACGCCGUGAUUGGUCGAUGAGCCGGCCGCACGCGGAGGAGCUCCUGGAGCAGCUCUGUUGCGACAGAGGCCGAGCGGCGCGGCCCUACUGCCUGCAGGAACAGUAACCUACCCCUGUGGUUCAACACCAUGCCCUCCGACCUGGCCAAGAAGAAGGCAGCUAAAAAGAAGGAAGCUGCCAAAGCUCGACAACGGCCCAAAAAGGGGCAUGAAGAAAACGGAGAUGCCGUUACAGAACCACAGGUGGCAGAAGAGAAGAAUGAGGCCAAUGGCAGAGACACCACAGAAGUGGAUUUGCUGACCAAGGAGCUAGAAGACUUUGAGCUGAAGAAAGCUGCUGCUCGAGCUGUCACUGGCGUCCUGGCCUCUCAUCCCAAUAGUACCGACGUCCACAUCAUCAACCUCUCACUCACCUUCCAUGGUCAGGAGCUGCUCAGUGACACCAAACUGGAACUAAAUUCUGGCCGUCGUUACGGCCUCAUUGGCUUAAAUGGAAUCGGGAAGUCCAUGCUGCUGUCUGCAAUCGGGAAGCGUGAAGUGCCCAUCCCUGAGCACAUCGACAUUUACCACCUGACCCGUGAGAUGCCCCCUAGUGACAAGACCCCCUUGCAGUGUGUGAUGGAAGUGGACACAGAGCGUGCCAUGCUGGAGAGGGAGGCUGAGCGGCUGGCUCACGAGGACGCGGAAUGUGAGAAGCUCAUGGAACUAUACGAGCGCCUGGAGGAGCUGGAUGCUGACAAGGCAGAGAUGAGGGCCUCACGGAUUUUGCAUGGACUUGGUUUCACACCUGCUAUGCAGCGCAAGAAGCUAAAAGACUUCAGUGGGGGCUGGAGGAUGAGGGUUGCCUUAGCCAGAGCCCUCUUCAUCCGGCCGUUCAUGCUGCUCCUGGAUGAACCCACCAACCACUUGGACCUAGAUGCUUGUGUGUGGUUGGAAGAAGAACUAAAGACUUUUAAGCGUAUCCUGGUCCUCGUGUCGCACUCUCAGGAUUUCUUGAAUGGUGUCUGCACCAAUAUCAUCCAUAUGCACAACAAGAAACUCAAGUAUUAUACGGGUAAUUAUGAUCAGUAUGUGAAGACACGGCUGGAGCUGGAGGAGAACCAGAUGAAGAGGUUUCACUGGGAGCAAGACCAGAUUGCACAUAUGAAGAACUAUAUUGCUAGAUUUGGUCAUGGAUCCGCCAAGUUGGCCCGGCAGGCCCAGAGCAAAGAGAAGACACUGCAGAAAAUGAUGGCAUCAGGACUGACAGAGAGGGUCGUGAGUGACAAGACGCUGUCAUUUUAUUUCCCACCGUGUGGCAAGAUCCCACCCCCUGUUAUUAUGGUGCAGAAUGUGAGCUUCAAGUAUACAAAAGAUGGGCCUUGCAUCUACAAUAAUCUAGAAUUUGGUAUCGACCUCGACACACGCGUGGCCCUCGUGGGGCCCAACGGAGCAGGGAAGUCCACUCUUUUGAAGCUGCUAACUGGAGAGCUGCUGCCCACAGAUGGGAUGAUCCGGAAGCACUCCCAUGUCAAGAUAGGGCGUUACCAUCAGCAUUUGCAGGAGCAGCUGGACUUGGAUCUCUCACCUUUGGAGUACAUGAUGAAGUGCUACCCAGAGAUCAAGGAGAAGGAGGAGAUGAGGAAGAUCAUUGGGCGAUAUGGCCUGACUGGGAAGCAGCAGGUAAGCCCAAUUCGGAACCUGUCUGACGGGCAGAAGUGCCGGGUCUGUCUGGCCUGGCUGGCCUGGCAGAACCCUCACAUGCUCUUCCUGGACGAACCCACCAAUCACCUGGACAUCGAGACCAUCGACGCUCUGGCAGACGCCAUCAAUGAGUUUGAGGGUGGCAUGAUGCUCGUCAGCCAUGACUUCAGACUCAUUCAGCAGGUCGCACAGGAAAUUUGGGUCUGUGAGAAGCAGACAAUCACCAAAUGGCCUGGAGACAUCCUGGCCUACAAGGAGCACCUCAAGUCUAAGCUGAUUGAUGAGGAGCCCCAGCUCACCAAGAGGACCCACAACGUAUGAGCCCUCAGCUAGGCUUGGGUCAGGAGUGCCACCUGACCAUCGCUCAGGACAGGACCCCGGGGCCACACUCCCACGCUGCUGCACUACCGUCCCCAGCCUCUUCCCGCCUCAGCCUGCCUCUGCUGCACUCUGUUACCUUACCGACGGCCAGACAGCGCCCGUUGCCUCCCAUCCUCCUUCCAAUUCCAUCUAUCCAGUCUGGACUCAGCUGGCUUUUCCCUUGGCUCCUUGCUGGUUACUCUGCCCUGAGAAGCUUGCAGCAGAGGUGCUGGGUUAGCCCAGCCCACGGCUCUGGAUUUGGCCUGUGGAGGAGUUUAAGAGCCUCAUUUUCUGGGUCUUGGUGAUGUUGGAGGAAUGUUCCCAGCCCACCACCCCAUUCCUUUAUGCUUCCAACUUGGAGCUCUGAGCCAGAGCCUUACUAGUUCUGGUCAGUUUUUUAAUAGUUAUUUUAACAGUGUAACUUUUAGACCUGCGUGACAUCUACAAAGCAUCCAAUAAAGAAAGAGGAAGCCAUGUCCCCU
Messenger RNA from Dipodomys ordii (Ord's kangaroo rat), 2654 nucleotides. RefSeq names its product ATP-binding cassette, sub-family F (GCN20), member 2 (gene Abcf2). The record is from RefSeq and is a predicted model, not a curated record. Gene Ontology annotation, molecular function: ATP hydrolysis activity; ATP binding. Bases 259 to 2133 code for a protein of 624 amino acids. Lineage: Eukaryota; Metazoa; Chordata; Mammalia; Rodentia; Heteromyidae. The transcript has 15 exons.